CGUCCGCGAGCCCCUCACAAUUACCUGUUCCACCAGAACUGACGCGAGCGCGAGUUGGCGAGCACAUGCCACGCUGGAACAAGAGCCAAAAAGAAGUGAAACUGCGGCUGUGCAGCACCAGGCUCGCGAGGACGAUUUAGAUCAAUCCACCAAAAAAACACGCAAAACAAAAAAACUCAAACCAAACUGUGUGUGCGUUUUGAACAAACCUCUGGAAGAGCCCACUGAGGAUCUGUGAAACUCGCAAGGAUGCACUUGUUGUCGGCCGGCUACGCGUCUGCCCUCCUCCUCAUCGCGCUUCUCAGCCAAGUCACCUCUUUGGAGCCUAUUAUUGGCCAGUAUGGGGAAAUGCUCAAGAUCCCAUGCAACAGUGGAGCCAUAAAGGCAGAAGACAUCGCCAUCACUAAAUGGAAAUAUGACAAAGGGGAUGGAGUUCCAGGAUACCUGCUGGUGAAGCAGAAAAACCAGAAUGUCUCAAUCAGCGCCACUGAUGAAUACAAGGUCCGUGUGAGCAUGGACAAAAACUCCAGCCUGCUGAUCUCUGCCGCCAAGCUCAGCGACCAGCGGACUUUCACUUGCAUGGUGGUGACCGGCGGAGACGUGUUCGAAUACCCAGUUAAUGUCCUAAUUCACAAGUUGCCGGCAAAGUUGGAGAUUUCUGGAGAAGCAGAGGAGCUAGAGAUUGGAAGACUUACUAAGCUUGGAAAUUGUGUUGCAAAAGAUGCCAACCCACCUGCAAACAUCACAUGGUUCAAGAACAAUAAACCUCUGGAGGCUGAUGGGAAAGGGAUUUCCAUCAAAGUUUCUGUUGUGGUAGAAUCUAGUACCGGCCUCUCGACCACUACCUCCACACUCGAGUAUUCUGCAAUGAAGGAAGACACAGGCGCCAAGUUCAAAUGCCGUGCUGACGGUCUACCGCUGGAAUCCUCUUCCAUGAACUUUACUAUUACCUACUCCACGGAGAACAUCAUGCUUGAGGUCAGUCCUCAGAAAGAGCUUAAAGAGGGAGACAACUUGACUUUGAAGUGUGUGGCAGAUGGUAACCCAGCUCCUACCAGCUUUAACUUUCACCUUAAGGGGGAGCUGGUGACCGUGGAAAACACGGAUACCUACACCAUCGCGAAUGUCUCACGCGACGCCACCGGUGAAUACAAAUGCUCCCUAACUGAUGACACGUCCAUGGAAGCGACCAGGAACAUCACCGUCACCUACUUAGACAUCAAUUUAAGCCCCUCUGGGAAUAUUGUCAAGCGCGCUGGCGAAGCCUUGAAUCUGAGUCUUCAGAUUGAUUCUUCCGGAAAGGCAGAGGUCUCCUGGACAAAGAAUAAUGCUAAACUGGGCAAACAGCCCAACUUUACCAAGCUCGGUUACUCGGACUCUGGUCGCUAUGAGUGGACGGUGACAGUUGGACACAUCACCCGGACAGCUUCUUUUGAUCUUACUGUCGAAGGUCCUGCAGUUGUAAAGAGCCUGUUCAAAAAUCGCAGUAAUGACGGCCAACAUAAAGUCUUGACUUGUGAGGCUGAAGGCUCUCCAAAGCCAGCUGUUUCCUGGAGCAUUAAUGGCACCGUGCUUGGUGAAAGUCCUUUCGUCAAUGGAAAGAUUACACACAAGAUCAAAGUUGUGCCCUCUGCAAAUCUAACUGUCCACUGUACAGUGACCAAUAGGCUUGGCAAUGAUUCCAGAGCUAUAAAUGUGUCCUCUUUAAUUGAGGAGGUGAGAAUGGAUAAACAAGAUCAGUCGGAAGACAGCGACCAAACCAGAUUGGUGGUUGGUGUUAUAGUGGGUCUCCUCAUCGCCACUUUGGUUAUAGGACUGGCAUACUGGGUUUACUCGAAGAAAUCCAAGCAAGGAAGCUGGAAGACCGGCGAGAAGGAGUGCGGGUCCUCCGAGGAGGAGAAAAAGCUGGAGGAGAAAGUGGAGGAAAACAGCCAAAAAGCUGAGGUGUAAAGAAACAGCGGCGAUGCGAAAGUGAGAACGUGGAACUUUUGCACAUUUCUCU
Pundamilia nyererei is the source of this 2002-nucleotide messenger RNA. RefSeq names its product activated leukocyte cell adhesion molecule b (gene alcamb). The coding region runs from base 250 to 1950 and encodes 566 amino acids. Lineage: Eukaryota; Metazoa; Chordata; Actinopteri; Cichliformes; Cichlidae. Gene Ontology annotation, biological process: cell-cell adhesion. The transcript is spliced from 16 exons. Gene Ontology annotation, cellular component: cell-cell junction; plasma membrane. Gene Ontology annotation, molecular function: cell adhesion molecule binding. The record is from RefSeq and is a predicted model, not a curated record.